Glycine soja is the source of this 2050-nucleotide messenger RNA. Its product is annotated as transcription factor bHLH25-like. Gene Ontology annotation, molecular function: protein dimerization activity. NCBI's taxonomy places the organism in Eukaryota, Viridiplantae, Streptophyta, Magnoliopsida, Fabales, Fabaceae. Bases 395 to 1438 code for a protein of 347 amino acids. The record is from RefSeq and is a predicted model, not a curated record. The transcript is spliced from 5 exons.
ACAUGCUGAGGAACUAUCCUUUGAUUUGCAAACCUAUCAUCCAAAUUUCAAUGUCUAGUUGGUGAAGAACAUCGCCAAAGUCCACAAAACAACCAUCGGUGGAGGUAUUAAUUUGUCAGCAUGAAGGGGUCUCUAAAAUAUAAAAUGGGAUAAGUCUAUUAUCCUUGGUUGAAAAUAGGCUUCUAUUGUUGUGUAUAAGCCAAUUCCCAUAAAAAACCCGUGAGCAUCACAGUGCAACUGUGUUAUAUGCUGUAAUACAGUGGGGUAGAGUAUACAAAAGGAAUUACAACAACGAAAUAUAUAAUCAUCAGCUUCUGUGGUGACCAAUAUGAUUGAAAGCUGUCACAUCUGUUAAUCAGAUAUUAGCUUGAUAGCUUCAGCUGUUUUUCAUUGCAUGAGGAGUUCUCAUAUGGAGAUUUCAUCAAUCAGAGGGCUACCUGAACUGGGGAUAAUAGAGGAUCCUAACUUCCUCCAUCAGUGGCAGUUAAACUCUAUUGAUACAACUAGCUUAAAAGGUGCUGCUUUUGGAGAUAUUUUGCAAAAGCACUCAUUCUCUGAUAACUCAAACUUCAACCCCAAAACAUCCAUGGAAACAUCACAAACUGGAAUUGAAAGAUAUGCAAAACAGCUCGGUGAUAACAGCUGGAAUCACAACAAAAGUCAACAACAGACACCAGAGACACAAUUUGCUUCAUGCUCAAAUCUUCUUUCAUUUGUUAAUACGAAUUACACAAGUGAAUUGGGACUAGUGAAGCCUAAGGUGGAGAUGGCGUGUCCUAAAAUUGACAACAAUGCUCUUGCAGACAUGUUGAUCUCUCAAGGAACCUUAGGAAAUCAAAACUAUAUUUUCAAGGCUAACCAAGAGACCAAAAAGAUUAAAACACGUCCUAAACUUUCUCAACCUCAAGACCACAUAAUAGCUGAAAGGAAGCGAAGAGAGAAGCUCAGCCAACGGUUCAUUGCUCUAUCUGCUCUUGUUCCGGGCCUAAAGAAGAUGGACAAAGCUUCGGUUCUUGGAGAAGCUAUAAAGUAUUUGAAGCAAAUGCAAGAGAAAGUGAGUGCUCUUGAGGAGGAACAGAACAGGAAGAGAACUGUGGAAUCUGUGGUAAUUGUGAAGAAAUCUCAGCUAUCUAGUGAUGCCGAAGACUCUUCUUCAGAGACUGGUGGUACAUUUGUCGAGGCACUACCUGAAAUUGAAGCAAGAUUUUGGGAAAGAAAUGUCCUCAUAAGAAUACAUUGUGAGAAGAAUAAAGGAGUCAUAGAGAAAACAAUCAGCGAAAUUGAGAAACUCCAUCUAAAAGUCAUCAAUAGCAGUGCCUUGACAUUUGGGAGUUUCAUCCUGGAUAUAACCAUUAUUGCUCAGAUGGAUAUGGAAUUUUGCAUGACAGUGAAGGAUCUUGUGAGAAGUUUACGCUCAGCUUUUUCAUAUUUCGUGUGAAGAGUUAUGCAUUUUUCGGUCGUCCCCGAAAGGUACAUGAAGAAUAGGAGUGCAAUCAAUUUAUAUAUAGCAGUUCAUAUAUCAACUAUAUUAUCAAGUUUAAGUUCUUCAAUAAUAAUUCUGUUUCCAAGGCCGGUCUGCAAUGUCUGCCAUCCACACCAUGUUUGCUCUGAGGUUCAUUUUUGCAGAAGGGUUUUUUGUAGCGAUAUUUUCUUCUUGCAUGGUCAACUUGUUGACAGUGUUAUAUUGUCACACUCACACCCUACUGUUUCAAGAGUGAACGUAGAGCUUGUUAGGCAUUUUUUGGCAGGAAGUUGGAAAGUUCAACUACCUGUUUUCCAUCUAUUUCUUACCUAAAUCCUGACAGACAGGCCUUUGUUGAGUGACUUAUUAUCUUCUUUUUUUUUUUUCAAGUGUUCUGGAGUUACUUUUUUAUUUGAAACAAAACAUGCUUGUAAAAGUUUGGUUGAAAUUGGUAGUGAUGGAAUAAUCGUACUUUUUAUAUCUUGUGGAUAUGCUCGACAUGUUACAUGGCCUCAACAUGAUAUUAUUCUGCAAAAGCUAAUGCUACCAAUUUAAGCAUAUGUAAAUUGUAGGUGGUGGAUUAAGCUU